Molecule: messenger RNA, 3603 nt
Organism: Pyrenophora tritici-repentis Pt-1C-BFP
Lineage: Eukaryota; Fungi; Ascomycota; Dothideomycetes; Pleosporales; Pleosporaceae
Product: SPX domain-containing protein involved in vacuolar polyphosphate accumulation
Biological process (GO): glycerophospholipid catabolic process
Molecular function (GO): glycerophosphocholine phosphodiesterase activity; protein binding
Source: RefSeq, a predicted model, not a curated record
AUGAAGUUUGGACAUAAUCUUCCACGAAAUCAGGUUCCGGAAUGGGCGUCGUCGUACAUCAACUACAAGGGGCUUAAGAAGCUUGUCAAGAACGCCGCCGAGGCUUACAAGAAUGGCGCAGAAUUAGAUCUUGCUGAAUUCUUCUUCUCGCUCGACCGCAAUCUCGAAGAUGUCGAUAGCUUCUAUAACCGCAAAUACGCCGAAUGCGCUCGACGAUUACGACUGUUACACGGUCGCUACGGGCGCGUGGCACAGAUGCCAGAUGGGAUCGAUAAGGAUGAGGCACAAGAUCUUAUGGGUGCUCUGCUUGAGCUGCGUAGCUCGAUGCGGAAGCUUCAGUGGUACGGAGAAGUGAACCGAAGGGGUUUCAUCAAGAUCACAAAGAAGCUAGAUAAGAAGAUCGAGACAGUUUGCUUACAAGAGCGCUAUCUCGCAUCCAAGGUCAACCCCAAGCCAUUUGCGCACAACCUACCUCUCAACCAGGACAUGAAGGCGGUCAAUGAGUGGCUAUCUGGGCUGGGCGAUAUCAAGACUUUUGACGAUACAGGCUCCACCCAUUCUGCUGGUUCGCUAGGCAGGGUACCAGGUCGCUCGUUACACCUUCCAUCGACUCUCUUGGAUGCUGUGGAUCUGGCUAUUCGCGGUGACAAGGCUGAAGACCUCAGGCAACAGCUCACAGAGGCCGCAGCGAACAACGGGAAAUCUAGCUCAUCAUUCCAACAGCUUCUCUUGAACUUUCUGCAGCGCGCCGUCUCUUGCCGCGCAAAGUCAUGCAUCGAGAUGCUGUUGAAGGACAUCAUCUCGCUGGACGAAGAAGACGACAUCAACAAGCGCAACUGCGUGCACAGACUUGUCAUCAACAUCGGCCGUUCGAAGAGUGGAGAGACAUUGGGUGCCGAUGGAGCUGUUCUCCAAACCUCAAACGAACCACGGAACUUCAUCCUGCCCGCGACCGAUCCCAAUCGCCAACCUCGGCCCUGCACAACCACCGAAGAAGAGUCUACACAGCUCCUCAGCGAGAAUGAUGAGUCAGUACGCUUGCUCAUCUAUUUACUCGAUCAGCUUCGUGGUGAACAGCGUAACGCUCUCCAGUCUCGUGACUCUUACGGCAGAUUACCCCUCCAUUAUGCCGCCCAAUAUGGAUUUGUCAUCAUUUGUGAAGUUGUCAUGAAGCACAUGCAAGAUUGGGGUCAGUUCGACGUCUCUCAGGGUAUCGACUCUGAUUACUGGCAGGAUGCUGAGGGUAAUGCACCUCUGCAUCUUAGCGUCAUGGGCGGUCACCCACUUACCACAAAAGCCCUGCUCACCGCGGAAAGCUGGCGUGGUACAAACGAAGAAAAGCUCGUAUGUCGAAAAACCAUUGCUCGGUCCGGAGCAGCUCUAGCUCUGGCGACUCGGUCGAACUUUGUAGAUAUCGUCAGGCUCCUGGUCGAGGCAGGUGUGGACGUCAACUAUCAAGACGAGGGCGGCGAGGCCGCCCUACACAUGGCUGCACGCUACGGCUACGACGAGUGUGCCAAGGUUCUUUUGGAAGGGUCCAGCAUCAACAAAGCAGAUGUCAAUGUCGCCGAGAAGACCUUCGCUUGGACACCGCUAUUUAUCGCUUGUGUGGAUGAUCAUCUCUCUAUGGUUGAGAUUCUUGCCGCUGCGGGAGCUGAUCUGCAAAAGUGUGAUAACUCUGGCUGGACGGCGAAGGAGCAUGCAGCACUUCGCGGUCAUAUGGAGAUCGCAGCUAGACUCGCAGAACUCGCCCCCAUAGACGAGUCACCGCGUGUUGCCCCUACAGACACUCGUAUCGCUCGAGCCGGUUCGCCUACACAAUCAUCGCUAGAUGAGCGAAGGUCUAAGAAUUUGAAUCGCGAUAACAACACUCCUGUGCAAAAGGCGCCCGAACCUGUCAAGACGUUUGGACAUCGCUACCUGACAAACCAAACUAUGGUUCUAGUUAGUCUGGGAUCCAUGGACAUUCGAAAAGACGUGCCUGCAGUCAAACUCGACGACAUCCCACUUGCCGAUGCUCAUGCGACACAACUUGAUACCGCUUUGUCCGUGGUUGUGGGUGCUGCUGGGGCUAGCGGAGACUCAACCGUGAUUGAUCUGCCUAUUCGAGAAAACAUUGCGACUGAGCCCAUUACUUUCAUGACCAGCGACGUCAGCAAGGUCAAACUUCUGUUUGACAUUGUUCCAACGUAUGCGGGUUCACAGGAGCGCGUCGUGGGACGAGCUGUUGCCCUUUUAUCAACUAUCAAGACCAGCAUUGGAUCGAAGCGAAUCUCGCUCCAGGGAGACGUGCAAGUACCGAUUGUUGCAGCAUCCACAUUGGACGUGAUUGGUGCAGUCAAUUUCAACUUCUUGAUUAUUACACCCUUCCACCAUCCGCGCAUGGCGAUCACCGAGCAACAUACCUACUGGAAGAAGAUGGCAUCUACUAUGGUCAUUGGCCAUCGCGGUCUUGGAAAGAACACCGCCUCGCGUACCUCCCUACAGCUAGGCGAGAACACGAUACAGUCGUUCAUUUCUGCUGCCAAUCUUGGCGCAGAGUACGUGGAGUUUGACGUUCAGCUAACAAAGGACCAUGUUCCGGUCAUUUACCAUGACUUUCUCGUCAGCGAAACUGGCAUCGAUGCGCCUGUCCACACUCUCACGCUCGACCAAUUCCUCCAUAUCGGUGAAGGGCAGAAGCCGCGACCCAACCGCGUCGAGCCAUCCGAGACUGUCCCAGUGUCCAACGGCACAAAUGGCACAGACGAUCGUCCAAGCGCACGCCGACCACGAUCCUACUCUGUCGAUAACUCGAAGCAACGCAACAUUCACACUGACCGUGAGCAAGAGCUUACCGAGAGGAUGAAGCAUACGCGUGAUUUCAAGAAGAAGGGGUUCAAGGGCAACAGUCGUGGCAACUCCAUCCAAUCUUCCUUUACGACCCUGGAGCGAAUGUUUGAUGAGCUACCAGAAUCAGUCGGGUUCAAUGUUGAGAUGAAGUACCCUAUGCUUCAUGAGUCAGAAGAGGAAGAGAUGGAUCAGUACGCUGUUGAGCUAAAUUCGUUUGUUGACACGGUACUACAGAAGGUAUACGACAAGAUGGGCGAGCGCAACGUCAUCUUCUCGUCGUUUAACCCGGAUAUCUGCCUCAUGUUGUCGUUCAAACAGCCUUCAAUCCCCGUCCUGUUCCUCACCGACGCUGGAACUUCACCUGUAGGAGACGUGCGAGCAGCCAGUCUACAAGAAGCCAUCCGUUUUGCUAGUCGCUGGAACCUGCUUGGAGUAGUGAGUGCCGCUACACCGCUAGUCAUGUGUCCCAGGCUGGUCAAGGUAGUCAAGGAGAGCGGAUUGGUGUGUGUCAGCUACGGCAUUCUAAACAAUGAUCCAAAGAACGUCCUGUUGCAAAGGAGUGAGGGUAUCGAUGCCGUCAUUGUGGAUAGUGUGCUCAAAGUGCGUCAAGGACUCCAAGCCCCGAACCAUGAUGCCACCACCAACGGGGCCGUCAAUGGUGCAGCAAUUGUUGUGCCGGAAGAUACCGCGUCAAUAGCCAAGGAAGUCAAUGGGUUGAUGCAGAAGGACAAUAGUAGCGUCGAAGCACAACAGCAGCAACAGGCAGUGUGA